Molecule: messenger RNA, 507 nt
Organism: Carya illinoinensis
Lineage: Eukaryota; Viridiplantae; Streptophyta; Magnoliopsida; Fagales; Juglandaceae
Exons: 1
Coding region: 1-507 (168 amino acids)
Source: RefSeq, a predicted model, not a curated record
AUGGAGUCUCUUCCUACAAACCUUAAUCUAGGAAAAAAGAAAGUGGUGGAAUCCCCCUUGUGUCCUAUUUGUCUUAAUGAUACUAAAACAGUUUCACAUGCUCUAUGGUCCUGCAAGGCAGCCCAAGAUGUGUGGUAUCUAAACUCAAGGAGAUUACAGAAAUUGAGUAUCUCUGAAAAGUCCUUCAGAGACCUUCUUGAACUUAUGCUAGACCAAUUAUCCUUAGAGGAAAGUUGUGAGGUGGCAGUAACUUCUAAGCUCUUGUGGCACAAAAGAAACUACUUUAUAUUCGAGAACUCAUUUACUUCACCAUCACAACUCUCCAACAAGAUCCAGGCAAAGUUGUCCCUCCUUAGAUCAUGGCAUGAACUCAGAACACAGAAGCAGUUGAAUCAAGAUUUGUCUAGUCACCAAUGGACACCUCCCCCAUCAGAUCUCUACAACACAAAUUGGGAUGCUGCAAUAGAUAAGAAAAAUUCAAAGGUUGGAAUUGGUGUGGCAAUCUGA